Conger conger (European conger) is the source of this 4666-nucleotide messenger RNA. RefSeq names its product Ras association and DIL domains (gene radil). The record is from RefSeq and is a predicted model, not a curated record. Gene Ontology annotation, molecular function: GTPase binding. Gene Ontology annotation, biological process: neural crest cell migration; substrate adhesion-dependent cell spreading; signal transduction. Lineage: Eukaryota; Metazoa; Chordata; Actinopteri; Anguilliformes; Congridae. The coding region runs from base 1 to 3486 and encodes 1161 amino acids. Gene Ontology annotation, cellular component: microtubule. The transcript is spliced from 15 exons.
AUGUUCUACGGCUCCUCUGCCAGCAGCAUGUCUCUGCCCUCCAAGAGCAAGCUGAAGAGACAGAGCCGCACGUUCACCCAAGUGCUGUACCGCACCCUGAGCUACAGGGACCGCCGCUCCGUCACGGACCUCCCGGAGCAGGUGACGGACGACCCGGCGGAGCUCUCCACCCAGACCUCCGCCCCCGGGGUGCUGAAGAUCUUCGGGGAUGAGAUCUGCGCGGGGGCCAACUACAAGAGCGUGCUGGCGACGCCUCGCUCCAGCGCCCAGGAGCUCAUCAAGGAGGCCCUGGAGCGCUACUCCCUCAACAAGACGGCCGCCGCCGGCUUCGUGCUCUGCGACGUCAUUGGUAAGUUCGAGGGGCCCGAGAAGCACUGGCGGACUGAGUGCCUGAGGGCCCUGGGGGACAACGAGAAGCCGCUCCUGCUGCAGGACCUGUGGAAGCCCAAGGAGGGCUUCGCGCGACGCUUCGAGCUCCGGAGGAGGGCGGAGGUGGAGGAGCUGGCUGCCAAGGAGAAGGACACGGUCACCGCCGGAGUCCACAAAAACUCCCACAUCCUAGCACCUCCUAUGGGUAGAGCUGGGUAUAUUAAAGCGCGAAGUUCGCCCCACGGCCCGCGCUCGGUAAAGCCCUCCACUGCUAGUAUUAAAGACAUCAACGCUCAGGCCAGGAAGCUGCAGCGGAACCGGGCCAAGGGGACCAUGACCCUGAGCCACGGGUCCACCUUCUGCCGCAGCCUGAGCGAGACCAGCCUCAACCUGGUGGGCGGCCCCGGGGAUGAGCCCAAGAGGUACUACUCCACCCUGCCCGGGCCCCUGAGGGGCCGGAGUGGCCGGGAUGGGCUGCAGGGGGGGCACAGGAAGGAGGAGAGAGAGAGCGGGGGAGUGCGCCAUUCACUCUACCAGUCCCCACACCUCCUGCUGCUCCAAGGAUACAAUCGACAGGACUGCUUGGUGUACCUGCUGAACCGGGACCAGCACACGGUGGGGCAGGAGACGGCCUCGGCGCGGCCCAACAUCUGCCUGUCGUCCCCAGACAUCCUCCCGCUGCACUGCAAGAUAAAGAAGGUGCAGGUGACGCGGCGUUCGGGCUCCGCCGUGGAGGAGAGGCUGGCGGUGGAGCCCGUGCCGCAGGCCGGCGUGCUGGUCAACUUCUCCCGCGCGGAGCGCACCACGCAGCUGCGCCACGGGGACCUGCUCUCCUUCGGAGCGCACUACAUCUUCCUCUACAAGGACCCCCUCAGCUCCAAGCCCCUGCCCGCGCAGACCCUGGCCCGCCUGCGGACGCUCGGCCAGCUGCACGAGGGCGAGGCCGAGGGGCCCGGCGGGCAGGCCUGCCGAAUGUGCGGCUCCCUGAUCAGGGACAGGGUCCCGGGACGCAGGGACGUCCGCAGCGCCAAAUCCCACCUGGUGAAGACCCGCAGCCUGCAGAAGAGGAAGCUGCAGCUGGACUUCGAGAAAGGCCACGAGGACGAGCUGAUCGGCAGAAUUAUGUCCCUCAUUGAGCCAGGUGGGGAUGACCACAAGCUGACCCCGGCCUUCCUCCUCUGCCUGUGCGUCAAGCACUCGGCCACGGCCUUUGAGCCGGGGAGCUUUGGGAAGCUCCUCCUAAAGAUUGGGAAAAGGAUACAGUCUAUAGCUUGGGACAAGACAAAGGAAUUGGCUCUGAAGCAAGCUCAGCACCAGGAUCCUGCCUCCCUCUCUCUGCUCAGCAUCUCAGACCUGGUCCCUGACCUACAGCUCAUCUUCUUCUGGAUGUCCAACGCCAUCGAGAUUCUCUACUUCAUCCAGCAGAAGUCCCCCACCUACAUGCAGAGCAUUGAAAAGCUGGAUUCUAAAGGCUCAAAGGAAUCUUUGCUCUCUGCUACAAUAUCAGCCAAUGAAGAGGCUAUGACAGUCCUGGAGGAAGUGAUCAUGUACACAUUUCAGCAGUGUGUCUACUACAUAACGAAGUCUCUGUAUGUGGUUCUUCCCGGGCUGCUGGACUGCAACCCUUUCCAGGGGGAGAACAACGAGCCCUGCUGGAGGGGGGCUGGGCCGCUUCCGGAGCCGGUCCGGAAGGUUCUGCAGGUGUUCCAGACCACACAGGACCUGCUGCAGCAGUACGAGGUCCACCAGGAGAUUCAGUCCCAGAUGUUUGCGUAUCUCUUCUUCUUCUCCAAUGUCUCACUCUUCAACCAGCUGCUGGAUAAAGGUCCUGCAAGAGGCUGGUUCCAGCGUUCUCGAGCGGUUCAGAUUCAGACCUGCUUACGGAUGGUGCUGGACUGGGCAGGGAAGAUGGGCCUGACUCAUCUGGCUGAAAAGUUCUUUGCCAAACUCUGUAGCACCAUUCGCAUCCUGGCCACCCCCACCCAGCAGCUGGUGCAGAUAAGCUGGAGGGCCCUGUCUGUAGAGCACUCCGCCCUCAGGCCAGUGCAGCUGCAGCGCAUUCUGUCGCAGUAUCAGCUGGCUGCGGAGCUGGGGCCCGUGGCCCUGUGGCAGCCCAGCUCUGAGGAGGAGGCCCUGAUCUAUAGAACAGUGGACCUGCUGGAGAGCUUUGAGAACCACCCACCCAUCGUGCUGCCCAGCAAUGGCUUCAAGGUGGACCUGGAGUCUGACACCGUGGAUGACAACAUCUACAGGCAGCUGCUCUACGUCCGCCAUUUCCUGUGGGGCCUGAGGACCAGGUCGCCUGCCACCAAUGGCAGCGCAGACUGGCAGGAGCUUCAGAGGGAGCCCGCGCCCCACAGCAGCCCGCGUGCGGUGGCCCCUCAGGGGGAGGGUGAGGCGGAGGGCCGGGUGUCGCUGGCGGAGGGCAGGGUAUCGCUGGCGGAGGGCCGGGUGUCGCUGGCGGAGGGCCGGGUGUCGGUGGUGUCCAGCCUCAGCACGGCCUCGCGGGACACGCACGGCCCCGAGGAGCGGCUGAGGGAGAAGCUCCACAACAGCCUGCGCCGAAACUGCCCCCCGCGUCCCAGCGCACAGCCUCUGGACCCCUCCUGCCUGCUCACACCCCCCAACACCCCGCUCUACCCCGAAACCGGCCCGCCGGACCACCACCAGCUCAACGGCUGCGGCAGGACCCCUCCUGACCUCAAGAAGAUCAACGGCUUCAUUUCCAACGGAAUGGAAGGCAGCAUGAGUGGGUCAGGCUUCCCCUUCCCAGUCCCCUCCACUAACGGCUCAGCCGCUGACCAUUUCUGUUCCGUAUUUGUAGUGGAGCUGGACAAGGGGCCCUUCGGACUGGGAAUGGGCCUCAUCGACGGACUGCACACCCCGCUCAACACUCCCGGGAUCUACAUCCGGACCCUGAUCCCAGACGGGCCGGCCGCGUCCGACGGGAGGCUCCGGAUCGGGGACAGGAUCCUGGCUGUGAACGGGACCAGCCUCAUCGGAGCAGACUACCAGAGUGCGGUCGACCUGAUCCGGCUGGGCGGCGGGCGGCUGAGGUUCCUGGUGGCCAAGUCGGACCUGGAGAUCUCUGAGAAGAUCAGCGCCUCGUCCUGCUGAGGGCCGCUGGAGGAUGGGGCGCCCCGCUCGCCCGGGGGACCGAGACAGAGAGCGGUCCAGCCGACCGCACAGGCAGUCACGCCUCACUACCUUAAACAGAGCGACCGCUGACACACGUUUGAGUGCAGCGCUCGCGACCUCUAUGAAACUAGCCUCAAGGUCGUCCUUGCAGCUUACCUUCUAACCUCCACAUCAGACUGGUCACCAAGGUUAAAGAAUAUUUAUACUAAAACAGGUGCUGCACAAGACUGACGAGGAGACUUUUUAAUCUGUUUAAUAUCCCUUUUCACUAGCGUCAGCCAUUUAAAAACAUCUAUGUUAAGGACAUGUCGAAACCCUGACUGCAUGAGAUUUCUGUAAAAAGCAACAAAAGAAUAAAACAAUGUGUUCUCAUAUUUGCCCCAUAACGUUCAAGCAAUUAACAACUCAGGAAUGUAACAUGAUUUACCUUAAGCCUGGGGAAAGAAGCGGUGAUCAUCUCAGUAAGACGGGUUAACCUUCAGCCAGCUAAAAGAAAUCGACUGAGGCUCUUACAGAUUGUACUGCACACAACAUGUCUGUAUGCUGACAAGUACAUAAGUACAUAUGCACCAUUAUUACAUUCUGUGGUUGAAAAUGCUGCAGUACACUCUUAACAAUUUGUUAUUUAAGGUAACCUCCCCCGCCCCCAACUGGUGUUAAGCACAUUUCUGAUGUUACAUGGAGAUGUAGGUUUACCAGCGUAACAUUGUAAACUACCUUCCAGGUAUAAGAUAUGCUGCAUGGGAACUGACGUGCGUCGGUCUCUCUGAAAGGGCCUAACAGCAGUCCCGGUCCUCUAUAUCUUCAGAUGCAGCUGUUUUUGUUCCUUCAGUACUCUGUUAUCUUAUUAUUAGUGUGUUUACAUUUGCUUUAAUGAAUGUAUUCCUUAUUAACCAUUCAGAGAUUUGAUGAAAAAGGAACAAAAGAGAUGUUUGUACACGUGUUCACCAUUGAUUAUGUAUAGACGUAUGUAUGUGUAAUCAAUGCAUAUAUUGGGAUAUGUACUUAAGUGCAGAUAAGCUUACAGUAUUUGGGGAAACUAAAGUCUGAUUGGUAAAUCUUUUUUUAAUUGUUCUAUUGAGGAAUAUCAUUUAAACUUGAGAUUCAGCUUUAUAAUAAAGCAACAUUUGUUAUAUAACCUGCAUAUAAUGACAUUAUA